This is a messenger RNA of Vitis vinifera (wine grape), 718 nucleotides long. RefSeq names its product probable calcium-binding protein CML31. The record is from RefSeq and is a predicted model, not a curated record. Lineage: Eukaryota; Viridiplantae; Streptophyta; Magnoliopsida; Vitales; Vitaceae. Gene Ontology annotation, molecular function: calcium ion binding. The coding region runs from base 193 to 615 and encodes 140 amino acids. The transcript has a single exon.
AGAGUCUUCAUUGAUCUUCUUCACCCUCAAAGCCACCAUACCAAACAGCUCUAGUCCUUUCACGCGUCCCCACAAAACUACUUAUACACACAAAGUGCUAGCACAUCUUCACAUCUUCUCAUCUUCUCGUCUUAUUAUCAAGUGUUACCCAAUUCCACAUUUGCAGUACUAACAUUCUUGUGUUGCCCGGCCAUGAUUAAUUGCAAUGUGUAUGAACUCAUUUUCAAGCGUUUUGAUGAAGAUGGUGAUGGGAAACUCUCUCCUUGGGAGCUUCAACGCUGCGUGGGGUCGAUAGGGGAGGAGCUGCUAAUGGAGGAGGCCCGAGAAGUGGUGGAGUCAAUGGACUCAGACGGAGAUGGGUUGGUGGGGUUGGAGGAAUUUGUGGGGUGGAUGGAGAGAGAGGACGAAGAGAGAAAGAUGAAGGAGUUGAGAGAGGCCUUUGGGAUGUACGAGAUGGAUGGGAGUGGGUGUAUUACUCCCAAAAGCUUGAAGAGGAUGCUGAGCAGACUGGGGGAGUCAAGAAGUGUGGAGGAGUGCGGUGUUAUGCUAAGGCAAUUUGAUGUAAAUGGGGAUGGGGUUCUUAGCUUUGAUGAGUUCAAGCUCAUGAUGCUGUGAUGCUUCAUAAGUAAAAGUGAAUGCGUUAAGUCUUUUUAGGUAGAAAAAGAUUGAUUUGUAAACCAAGAUUCUUUCUAUAAAAAUAGAGGAAUAUAUUCAUUCA